Messenger RNA from Penicillium maclennaniae, 1365 nucleotides. RefSeq names its product glycoside hydrolase family 76 protein. Gene Ontology annotation, molecular function: mannan endo-1,6-alpha-mannosidase activity. The coding region runs from base 1 to 1365 and encodes 454 amino acids. The record is from RefSeq and is a predicted model, not a curated record. Lineage: Eukaryota; Fungi; Ascomycota; Eurotiomycetes; Eurotiales; Aspergillaceae. Gene Ontology annotation, biological process: fungal-type cell wall biogenesis; carbohydrate catabolic process. The transcript is spliced from 3 exons.
AUGAUUCUCUCCAACUGGUUACCCGCCUUACUGGGCGGCGCUCUCGCCGCCCAGGGCGCGUUAGCCCUCAACAUCAACAUCGGCGAUGAAAAUUCUAUCAAGCAGGCGGCCAAAACGGUUGCGACGGACAUGAUGACCUACUAUAAUGAUCGCGACUCAAAAGCAAUCCCUGGAAAGUUUGAUGGCACCUGGUGGGAAGGCGGUUCCAUGUUCAUGAUCCUCAUUCAGUAUUGGUUCCUGACCGGCGAUGCGGACUUCAACGCCGAGGUGAUGGAGGGCAUGUACUGGCAGAAGGGCGACGACAACUACUUCCCCAGUAAUUACUCGCAGUAUCUGGGUAAUGAUGACCAAGUCUUCUGGGGUCUGGCCGCCAUGACCGCCGCCGAAUUGAAUUAUCCCGAACAGGACGGGCAACCAUCCUGGGUUUCUCUGGCCCAGGGAGUAUUCAACACUCAGGCUCCGCGCUGGGAUACCAGCAGUUGCCAUGGUGGUAUGCGUUGGCAGAUCUGGCCGUAUCAGGCCGGCUACACCACGAAAAACGCGAUUUCCAAUGGCGGGCUUUUCCAACUCUCUGCACGUCUUGCUCUGUACACCAGAAACACCACCUACAGCGAGUGGGCCGAACGCAUCUGGGACUGGAGUGCGACCACCCCGUUGCUGAAGCAGAAGAAUUGGAAUAUUGCCGAUUCCACCACCUGCGAAACCCAAUGUACGGACCACGGCGAUUGGCAAUGGACCUACAACUACGCGACAUACGUCAGCGGGGCCGCGUACAUGUACAACUACACCAAUGGAACCCAGAAAUGGAAGGACGGUAUCGAAGGCCUGGUAGGCACCUCCGCGCAAUUCUAUCCGACCAGCGUCGGCGGAAACAUUCUCUCAGAGAUUACCUGCGAGUCGAUUGAGAAAUGUGAUCGCAAUCAGAUCACGUUUAAGGCCUACUUUGCUUCGUGGCUCGCAUUCAUGACGACUCUUGUCCCUGGGACCUCUGAACUCGUCAUGCCCAAGUUGCAGACCUCGGCCGAGGCUGCUGUGAAGACCUGCACUGGUCUGUCGGAUGGCUCCCACUGUGGUAUCAAGUGGUACACGCAGUCCUGGGACGGCACCGAUGGACUGGAACAGCAGAUGGCGGUGCUUGGCGUUCUCAAUGCCGUACUGGUUCCCUUCAAGAACCAGGCACCCUUCACGUCCGACACUGGUGGUACCUCCAAGGGUAACCCAAAUGCCGGUACCAACAGCUCCGAUAGUAACGUGCCGGUGCUCAACAACAUCACCACCGGGGAUCGCGCAGGUGCCGGUGUCCUCACCGUCAUCUUUGUGACCGGCUGGGCCGUUGCUGUAACAUGGAUGAUUCGUGGUGGUUAA